Messenger RNA from Oryza brachyantha (malo sina), 967 nucleotides. RefSeq lists its product as uncharacterized. The record is from RefSeq and is a predicted model, not a curated record. The transcript has a single exon. Lineage: Eukaryota; Viridiplantae; Streptophyta; Magnoliopsida; Poales; Poaceae. The coding region runs from base 76 to 756 and encodes 226 amino acids.
AGGCGUCUUUUGGUGAGGCGUAGGCUGCUUCUGCUUCUGUACGAGUGAGGCGCGCGCGCGCUGGACUGUGAGGGGAUGGAGGCGCGGCGGCGAGGGCGAGGCGUCACGCUCGCCGAGCAGAUGGCGGCGUCGUCCAACCUCCGCGACCUCCUCAAGCUCCGCGACGGCGAGGGGGAGGACGACGGCGAGGGAGGCGGUGGUGGUCGCCGCCACCAUCGCCAGCCGGCUCCUCCGGUGGUGGUUGUGGGGAGGCGCCGCACGCUGCUCGACGUCAUCCGCGGCGUCGACGACCACGACGACGACGAACACCGCCACCAGCCGUCCUCCGGCUUCGUCGAGGGACACCGCUCGGCGACGUCGACGAGGGCGAGGGCGGUCGCCACGGCUGCUGCUCGCCCGCGCGCGGCGGCGGCGGCGGCGGGAGCACGGGGCGGGAGGGUGUCGUUGAUGGCGCUGCUGGAGCAGGCGGAGCGGCAGUGGGCGGCGACGGGUGGCGGCGAGCGGAGGCGCGUCGUGGAGGAGCACGCCACGGCGGCGGGGGAGGAGCAGGGGACGAACAACAAGGGCUGCGGCGUCGCCGUCGCCGGCGCCGGCGUGGGAGGGCGGUGCUGCGUGUGCAUGGCCCGCGGCAAGGGCGCGGCCUUCAUCCCCUGCGGCCACACCUUCUGCCGCGGCUGCGCUCGCGAGCUCCGCGCCGGCCGCGGCCGCUGCCCGCUCUGCAACGCCGCCAUCCACGACGUCCUCAACCUCUUCUGACCACCACCACCACCACCGACCACCUCCUCCGCCAUCACCGCCGGGCGCCGGCGACGACAUCCUCGCCGGUAUCCAUUAAUUCCGUCGAUCCAAUACACCAUUGUUGUAAUUGUUGUAACGCACAUCAGCACAUGUAGAUAUAAAUUUCACUUCUUGCAACUGCAAAUCAAAAAGAAAUCCUCAAAGCAUCGUCAGUUCAUCGAUCACCCGU